CGUAUUCAUUAGCGUUUCCAACAUGACUCAAAAUGGCGGUGCACUUCUCCACUAAACGGCUAUUCAGGGACUGAACGAAAACAACAAAAUCACACGAAGUCUUUGUGAGACAUCUGUUAAGGUUUCAGCCAUUUUGGACCAUAGAGAAUAAUUCCACGAUGACAAGCUUCAGGCCUUGGUUGUAAUUGUGGCACACACCACACGCACCUGCAUGGGGAGGAUGGAGAGCGAUUGCAGGAUCCCCAUGUCGUGCUUGAGGCCCAGAAUCCUGGCCUUGCAUGCACUCUUCUGGGUUUUGGUGUCUCUCAGAGUGUUUGGUGCAGCUCUGCUGAGUGAGGAGAAGACCACAGUGGCCAGGCCGGUAACCACCCCCUGUUGGCAGAUGGAGGAGUUUGUGGUUGCAGUGGAAUGCUCCCGGUGCAACACUUUCCAGUCGAAGUCGUGGGCAGCAUGUAUUCAGACGGGAUACGUGGAGAGGAUCAACUGCACCAAGUCUAAUAAAGAUGAGUACAAGAGCUGCCGCUCUACCCUGAUGGAGGAACACCUUUUCUGGAAGUUUGAAGGAGCCACGUUGGGCCUCACCAUACUGUUUGCGCUCAUAGUGGUCGCUAGGCAACGUUCGCUGGACCGGCUUGCCUCCGAGAAAGUCCGCAGGCAGAUCGAGUCUAUCUAGCGCAGUACACCAGAGUGAAGAGACUAGUAGAACUCACCAUGGUGGCUCAUCUCAACAUUUCAAACUGUUAAGAAUUACCACAGCCGCUCCAUUUCAACAGCAUGGGGGUCUGGAGAACGUAAUGUUCAAUGGGCCAGACUUACUAGAAAACGGUUUCACUUUUUUUUGGGGGGGGGGGGGGUUGUUGAAGAAAUAAGGCCUGACAGUAACAAGCUUAUAAAAUCAAGAUUGACAGUGAAACUCCAGCUCUAAUUUUAACCCGCCAAAGCACAAAUGGUGAACAGUGUCUGGCGUUUUGUCAAUGGAAUGAAUAACCCUAAAGGGAAUGGCUCUUCUGAGCAGGCAACUUGCAGUACAUUGAUCUGGACAAAGUGAUGAAUGGGAACUGACUGCAUUCUAAGUAGCAGACAACUGAUGGAUUAGUUCAAGCCACAUACAUUUCUUUUACAUCUUUUUUUUGGGGGGGGGGUUAUAAAGUGGACUGAAACCUGUGAAUAUACAGAAUUGUCUGACAAUUGCCAGAGACGUUUCUGGCACAUGUUUCUGUUCUCUGAGAGAACCAAUAAUCUCAUCUAGUGUCAAAUGCCCUGUCUGACUUGGAAACAUGGCCUAAUAACUAGGUCUGUGACUCAAGUGGAUCUAGAAUCUGUCUUAUAGGGGGAUGAGUGUUGCAGUGUUACUGUUGUAUGAGUUUCAUGCUGCAGUGCUGUUUUUCACCUCCAUGGGAUUCAUAUUUCCAAGAUUCAGUAUUGGUGUUCUGCCAAAAGUCUAUAAUCACUAGGUUGUGAAAGGUGAAAUCUUGUGUGUUUGGAGAUUCCAGGCAUGGUUCUAAACACAAACACUGACAUUUGACUACUUUUUCAUUAGAGUAUAGCAUUAUCCAAUACACACAAACACACUGCACAUAUUUCUUUCUGUUUUCAUUCAUUUAAAAACUUAGUUGCAUUUCCACUGAUGGAGAUUCACUUUUUUCGACUCCCCUGGUAGGCUCCUAGUAACAUUGGUCUCUGAGCUCAGUGAUUGCCAGUAUUUUCAUGAUUUUAUCAUGGUUUUACAUUUCAACUGUAAAUAAUGUAUUUUUAGGAAUUAUGUGACAUGUGUUUUCCAGCCUCAGCAGCUCACAAAGAGUUGAGAAUUCUGCAAGAAUAAAUGGAAAAUCGGACAACAGUUAA
This is a messenger RNA of Oncorhynchus nerka (sockeye salmon), 1845 nucleotides long. Its product is annotated as protein JTB-like. The record is from RefSeq and is a predicted model, not a curated record. Gene Ontology annotation, biological process: mitotic cytokinesis. NCBI's taxonomy places the organism in Eukaryota, Metazoa, Chordata, Actinopteri, Salmoniformes, Salmonidae. The transcript has 6 exons. The coding region runs from base 212 to 673 and encodes 153 amino acids. Gene Ontology annotation, cellular component: midbody; centrosome; spindle.